AUGGAAACCCUAAUUUCAAAUUACCGUGUAUUCGAGAUCCCUACAGCAAGGCCAGAGGUUAAGGAAGCGGUGGAGAUUUGUUUAGCAGUCGGGAUUACUGUGUGUAUGGUUACGGGUGAUAAUAUUAACACAACUCGAGCCAUUGCCAAUGAAUGCGGUAUACUGACUGAAGGUGGGUUAGCCAUUGAAGGGCCAGUGUUUCGAGCUAAAUCAACUGCAAAAAAUCAUGAACUAGCACCGAGAAUUCAGGUAAUGGCUAGAUUAUCACCAACAGACCAGUUAAAGUUUGUAGAGCAUUUGUGGGGUCUGUCUGAAGUUGUUGCAGUCACAGUUGAUGGGACAAAUGAUGCUCCAACUUUACAUGAAUCAGAUAUCGGAUUCGCCAUGGGUAUAACAGGAACAAAGGUUGCAAAAGAACAAGCUGAUGUAAUCGUGUUGGAUGAUGAUUUUGAAACAAUCAUAAAAGUAGCAAAAUGGGGACGGGCAGUUUACUUAAACAUUCAGAAGUUUGUUCAGUUUCAGCUAACUGUCAACAUCGUUGCUCUAAUGAUUAAUUUUGUUUCAGCCUGCAUUACAGAGUCUGCACCCCUUACUACAAUGCAAUUGCUAUGGGUGAAUCUAAUAAUGGACACUUUAGGUGCAUUAGCCCUAGCCACUGAACCACCAAAUGAUGGACUCAUGAACAAACCACCAGUAUUUAAUGAAGUAAACAGUCGGGACAUUCACAAGAUAAACGUGUUUCAUGGGAUGUUGAGCAGUUGGAUAUUCGUUAGUGUCAUGGUGUCUACUGUUGUUUUUCAAGUUAUUAUUUUGGAAUUCCUUGGCACUUUUGCAAGCACUGUGCCACUAGACUUGGAACUCUGGGCACUUAGCAUUGCAAUUGAGUUAGGGCUAAUAACCUUGAUGGAUUCGGAAUUGGAGAAUCCAAUUGGUGCAACAUUUGAGGAAGAUCUCGAUAAGAUGCUUCCUAAGUGUGACAUUAUUGUCAUCAAUACCCCUUUAACAGAAAAAACAAGGUGGGGUAUAGUGGAGAUGAUUUAUUUUUGGUGUGUUUUAGGGUAUAGUGGAGAUAUUUGGUAUCCUCAGCCAGCUCCAAAGGAUCAUCCAUGGAGAUACAUGCCAAAUCAAGCAAUGACACCUCACAUUUAUGGAACAAUCGUUGAUGCACAUGUAUAA
This is a messenger RNA of Lactuca saligna, 1176 nucleotides long. The record is from the annotation of a GenBank genome assembly. NCBI's taxonomy places the organism in Eukaryota, Viridiplantae, Streptophyta, Magnoliopsida, Asterales, Asteraceae.